Messenger RNA from Brienomyrus brachyistius, 7895 nucleotides. RefSeq names its product thyroid hormone receptor interactor 12 (gene trip12). The record is from RefSeq and is a predicted model, not a curated record. The coding region runs from base 513 to 6764 and encodes 2083 amino acids. Gene Ontology annotation, cellular component: nuclear speck. Gene Ontology annotation, molecular function: zinc ion binding; ubiquitin protein ligase activity. NCBI's taxonomy places the organism in Eukaryota, Metazoa, Chordata, Actinopteri, Osteoglossiformes, Mormyridae. Gene Ontology annotation, biological process: proteasome-mediated ubiquitin-dependent protein catabolic process; protein polyubiquitination; regulation of double-strand break repair. The transcript is spliced from 41 exons.
UCCACCAGCGCGUCGCUUCGGGUACGGAGCGGCCGGAGUGCGUGCCAGUUGCUCGUCAGGCUUCUCGGAAAGCGGGGUUCCUGCUUCGCCGCUCUUCGUGCUGCAGUGAGGAAGGUCCAGAGGCCAUUUCGCUCCGCAGAGGAGAGUCGCACUCCGACAGGCGACGUUAUCGCUCGUGACGGACAGAGACUAGCUGGAUGUUUAUCAACACGCCGUACGGCGGCUCCAGUGAAACCUCCGUUAGCUACUAAAGUCGCCGGGGUUAGCCGGGAGCCGAAUAGGCGCUCCACGUCUCGCCAGGGGUUUUGUAUGGGCGUUUAAGGUCCGCCUCGGCCCGUGGAAAUUAAAUAAAAUCCGUGGUGCGAUCCGGUGUAACCGAAGGGGCCCUCUUUUGCGCACUUAGCCCCGGGCCCAAGUGAAAACACACCGACAGGCAGCUGCUGCGCUUCGCUCACUAACGCUGUGAAUGGUAGUGUCUAGAAAGGGUAUGUCCCUUCAGGAGAGAGGUGCCAAUGUCCAACCGGCCUAAUUCCAAUCCAGGGGGGUCACUGCGACGUUCACAGAGGAACAGUGCUGCGGCCCAGCCACACGACGACUCAGUCGCAGGAAGGUUGCAGUCAGAGCAGGUAAAACGUAAAGCAAAUUCCCCUCCUGAAAGUAGAAGACCUAUUUCUAAGGCUUCAAAAGCCCAACCCACAGGGCACCGCUCAAGAAGAAGCGGCCUUCCGCUGUCAGUGGCUUCGUUCGUACUGCAGGACGACUUGGUUGGUGCGGGGACAUCAGAAGCAGAGAGGGCCGGCCAGGCUAAAAGAGAGGGCACCCGUGGAGUGAAGCGCGGCUCGGCCCCAGAGCAGAACAGCUCUUACUCAGCCAGCCCUGCUAAAAAGCCCAAAGCGCUUGUGGCCCCAGACGCCUGCCCUGAGGCCAGACGGACAUCGGCGAAACCUAAGAAGAGGCGCUUGGUGCUAGAGCAGCCCGUCUCAGGCAGCCGGGCCCUGAACAGGAAGAGUGGAGCGGCCGGGGCGUCCCCGACCCAGAAACGGAAAAGGGCGGACGCUUCCUCGGGUUCUCUCCCCGCUGGUACCGAGGCCAAGUCCGCAAAACCCACCAAGCUGGCUUCUAAACCGGCCGCCUCAGCCAGAGCUGGGUGCAGCACUGUAACGGACACCUCCUCUUCUGCCUCCUCUUCCUCCUCCUCUUCUUCCACCGGACCCCCCGGCACCGCAGCCCAGGGUGCGCGGCUUAAGCAGGGGAAGGACCAGAGCAAAGCCCGGCGUUCCCGCUCAGCCUCUAGCCCCAGUCCACGGCGCAGCAGCCGGGACAAGGAGCCGCCCAAGCCCCCCGGUACCUCCAAGUUUGAGUGGGCUGCCCGCUUCAGCCCCAAGGUCAACCUGCCGAAGCCCAAGCUGUCUCUGCCCGGGUCCUCCAAGCCAGAGACGUCGAAGCCCGGCCCCUCAGGGCUGCAGGCCAAGCUAGCUAGUUUAAGGAAGUCCACGAAGAAGCGCAGCGAAUCACCCCCAGCGGAGCUCCCCAGCUUCCGGCGGAGCGCACGGCAGAAGACCACGGGCUCCUGUGCCAGUACCAGUCGGCGAGGCUCAGGCCUGGGCAAGCGCGGGGCGGGCGACGCGCGCCGACAGGAGAAGAUGGCCGACGCCGACAACAAUCAGGAUGGGGCCAACCCUUCGAGCGCACGCACCGACGAGGUCCCGCAAGGAGCCUCCGCCUCCAGCUCAGUGGCCGGAGCAGUGGGUAUGACCACGUCGGGGGAGAGCGAAUCUGACGACUCGGAAAUGGGCCGCUUGCAGGCUCUCCUGGAGGCCAGGGGCCUUCCUCCACACCUGUUUGGGCCCUUGGGGCCCCGUGUGUCCCAGCUGUUCCACAGGACGAUAGGCAGUGGAGCCAGCUCCAAAGCCCAGCAGCUGCUCCAGGGUCUGCAGGCCACGGGGGACGAGUCCCAGCAGCUGCAAGCAGCCAUUGAGAUGUGCCAGCUUCUGGUGAUGGGCAACGAGGAGACGCUGGGGGGCUUCCCAGUGAAGAGCGUGGUGCCUGCAUUGGUGAGUGUCUCCCCCGACUUCUCGGGAGUGUCUGUCUCGCAUACCCUGACGCUGUCCUUUGUCCUGCAGAUCACCCUGCUGCAGAUGGAGCAUAACUUUGACAUCAUGAACCACGCGUCACGGGCCCUGACCUACAUGAUGGAAGCGCUGCCGCGCUCCUCAGCCGUCGUCGUGGAUGCUAUCCCGGUCUUCCUCGAGAAGCUGCAGGUGAUCCAGUUCAUCGACGUGGCGGAGCAGGCCCUGACGGCGCUGGAGAUGCUGUCGCGGCGACACAGUAAAGCCAUCCUGCAGGCUGGUGGGCUGGCCGACUGCCUGCUUUACCUUGAGUUCUUCAGCAUCAAUGCCCAGAGGAACGCUCUCGCCAUAGCUGCUAACUGCUGCCAGAACAUCACGCCCGACGAGUUUCACUUCGUGUCCGACUCGUUGCCCCUGCUUACACAGCGGCUAACGCAUCAGGAUAAAAAGUCUGUUGAAAGUACUUGUCUCUGCUUCGCCAGGCUUGUGGACAAUUUCCAAAAUGAAGAGAACCUCCUGCUGCAGGUGGCGUCCCGUGACCUGCUGACCAACAUUCAGCAGCUGCUGGUGGUGACUCCUCCUGUGUUGAGCUCGGGGAUGUUCAUCAUGGUGGUCCGCAUGUUCUCACUCAUGUGUUCCAACUGCCCCUGUCUGGCUGUGCAGCUCAUGAGGCAAAAUAUCGCAGAGACCCUCCGUUUCCUCCUGUGCGGAGCAGCAAACAAUAGCUGCCAAGAGCAGAUUGACUUGGUCCCCCGGAGCCCGCAGGAGCUGUACGAGCUCACUUCUCUCAUAUGUGAGCUGAUGCCCUGCCUGCCCAGAGAGGGCAUCUUCGCAGUGGACACCAUGCUGAAGAAGGGCAGUGCCCAAACCACUGAGGGAGCCGUCUGGCAGUGGAGGGAUGACCGAGGCCUGUGGCACCCCUACAACCGCAUAGACAGCCGCAUCAUUGAGACGGCACACCAGAAUGGUGAAGACGAGAUCAGCCUGUCCACCCUGGGCCGUGUUUAUACCAUCGACUUUAACUCCAUGCAGCAGAUCAAUGAGGACACGGGCACAGCACGGGGCAUUCAGAGGAAACCCAGCCCCCUGGCCAACCCCAGCUCUGGUGGGCAUACGGAGCUCAGGAAGGACGACGCCCGGGCAGUGCUGAUGAGGGAGGACCCCGAGUUGGCCCGCUGCUUCAUCAAGACGCUGUUCGGGGUGCUCUACGAGGUGUACAGCUCCUCGGCCGGUCCCGCCGUCAGACACAAGUGCCUUCGAGCCAUUCUUAGGAUUAUUUACUUUGCCGAUGCUGAGCUGCUGAAGGAUGUGCUGAAAAACCAUGCAGUGUCCAGCCACAUUGCGUCUAUGCUGUCCAGUCAGGACCUUAAGAUUGUAGUUGGAGCUCUGCAAAUGGCAGAGAUUCUGAUGCAGAAACUUCCAGAUGUGUUCAGUGUUUACUUCAGAAGGGAAGGUGUAAUGCACCAAGUUAAAAACCUGGCCGAAUCUGAGACGUUCCUCACCAGUCCGCCAAAGGCCUGCUCUAGUGGUUCUGCAAACCUCUGUACCACCAUCAGCACUGGCACCACAGCCAGUAGCGCCACGCCCGACCUGGGCUCGCCCAGCUUCCAGCACAGCAUGGAAGAUUCCCUGGACCUGAGUCCGCAGGGGAGGCUAAGCGACGUAUUGAAGAGGAAGCGGUUGCCUAAGCGAGGACCUCGGAGACCCAAAUACUCUCCACCCAGGGAUGAUGAUAAAGUUGACAAUCAGGUGUUUCUCUCCCCAGCUAAGAGUCCCACUGCCACACAGUCUCCAAAAUCCUCAUUCUUGGCCAGCCUGAACCCCAAGACCUGGGGUAAGCUUGGCGCCCAGAGCAACAGCACAGGGGCGGAGCCCCCUCGGCAGCCAGGGGCCAGUGGGCUGCCUCGGCCCACCCCCAAGGACACGGUCUCCAACAACCGGGAGAAGAUCAAGGCCUGGAUUAAGGAGCAGGCCAGUAAGUUUGUGGAAUGCCACUUCAGCUCUGAGAACGUGGACUGUAGCAACCCCGCGUUGAAUGUCCUUCAGAGGCUCUGCUCGGCAACGGAGCAGCUCAACCUGCAGGUGGACGGAGGGAUCGAGUGCCUUGUGGAGAUCUGCAGCAUUGUGUCCGAGUCGGAUGUCUCCUCGUUCGAGAUCCAGCACAGCGGAUUCGUAAAACAGCUGUUGCUGUACUUGACCUCCAACAGCGACAGGGAUGCCGUUACCCGGGACGUCCGGCUCAAGCGCUUCCUGCACGUGUUUUUUGGCUGUCCGGUAAGCACACAGCCAUGGACGUCUUAUCUGAAUAGCAGCAUGUUGGAAGUUCCGGGCAUGGAGCCCGUGGGUCGCCUGGACCCCGCUGAGAAUGGCUCACUGCUGGCACUGGUCCACAAGAUGAAUAGCUGCUUGAGUCAGAUGGAGCAGUUUCCCGUCAAAGUGCACGACUUCCCCAGUGGCAAUGGAACCGGCAGCAGAGGAUCUCAGGCUCUGAAGUUCUUCAACACGCACCAGCUGAAGUGCCAACUGCAGCGGCACCCCGACUGUACCAACGUGAAGCAGUGGAAGGGCGGCCCUGUCAAGAUCGACCCCCUGGCGCUGGUGCAGGCUAUCGAGAGAUACCUUGUCGUCCGAGGCUACGGGCGCAUUCGCGAGGAGGACGAGGACAGCGACGACGAUGGGUCCGACGACGAAAUCGACGAGUCGCUGGCGGCACAGUUCCUGAGCUCGGGCAGCGUGCGACAUCGCCUGCAGUUCUGCAUCGGCGAACAGCUGCUGCCCUACAGCAUGACCGUAUACCAGGCCGUGCGGCAGUUUAGCCUGCAGGCCGAGGAGGAGCGCGAGUCCACGGACGACGAGUCGAACCCCCUGGGCCGCGCUGGCAUCUGGACCAAGACGCACACCAUAUGGUACAAACCUGUGAGGGAGGAUGAGGAUGGUGGGAAGGAUGCAGUGGGGGGGAAGAGGGGUCGCGCCCAGACUGCACCCACGAAGACCUCCCCCCGCAAUGCCAAGAAGCAGGAUGAGCUGUGGCAUGAGGGCGUGUGCCCUAGUAUCUCAAACCCCCUGGAGUCGUACCUUAUCUCUGAGUGUCCGGAGAGCAUCACGUUUGAGGACCCGUCCCUGGAUGUGAUCCUGCUCCUUAGGGUCCUCCAUUCCAUCAGCAGAUACUGGUUUUACCUUUAUGAUAACGCUGUGUGCAAAGAGAUCAUCCCCACUAGCGAGUUCAUCAAUAGCAAGCUGACGGCCAAGGCCAACCGGCAGCUGCAGGACCCUUUGGUCAUUAUGACUGGAAACAUCCCCUCUUGGCUGACUGAGCUGGGCAAGACCUGCCCUUUCUUCUUCCCCUUUGACACGAGGCAGAUGCUGUUUUACGUGACGGCUUUUGACCGGGAUCGUGCGAUGCAGCGCCUAUUGGACACCAACCCUGAGAUCAACCAGUCCGACUCUCAGGACAGUCGCGUGGCUCCGCGACUCGACCGCAAGAAGCGUACUAUAAACCGAGAGGAGCUUCUCAAGCAGGCAGAGUCGGUGAUGCAGGACCUGGGAAGUUCCCGAGCAAUGCUGGAGAUCCAGUAUGAGAAUGAGGUGGGCACUGGGCUUGGCCCUACGUUGGAGUUCUAUGCCCUUGUGUCCCAAGAGCUGCAGCGUGCAGACUUGGGUCUCUGGAGAGGAGAGGAGGUCACACUGGCUAACCCCAAGGGAAGCCAGGAAGGAACCAAGUACAUCUUCAGUUCCAGAGGCCUGUUUGCUGUCCCCUUUGGUAGGACCACCAAGCCAGCACACAUGGCAAAGGUCAAAAUGAAGUUUCGUUUCCUUGGCAAGCUGAUGGCCAAGGCCAUUAUGGACUUCAGGCUGCUGGACCUGCCCCUCGGACUCCCCUUCUACAAGUGGAUGCUACGGCAUGAGUCGUCCAUCAGCUCCCACGAUCUGACGAACAUCGACCCUGCCGUCGCCAGAUCCAUCCAACACCUGGAGGACAUAAUCCGGCAGAAGAAGCAGCUUGAGCAGGACAGAUCGCACACUCGAGAGAGCCUGCAGUUGGCCCUGGAGAGUCUGAACAUGAACGGCUGCUCUGUGGAGGACCUGGGUUUGGACUUCACCCUGCCCGGCUUCCCUCACAUCGAGCUGAAGAAGGGUGGCAAAGACUUGCCUGUAACCAUCCACAACCUGGAGGAGUAUCUCAGGCUGGUCGUCUACUGGACGUUGAACGAAGGGGUCUGUCGGCAGUUUGAGUCUUUCCGAGAAGGGUUUGAGUCGGUCUUCCCUCUACAUCACUUGCAGUAUUUUUACCCUGAAGAGCUGGACCAGCUGCUGUGCGGUAGCAAGUCUGAGACAUGGGAUGUGAAGACGCUGAUGGAGUGCUGCAGGCCAGACCACGGCUAUACCCAUGACAGCCGUGCCGUCAGAUUCCUGUUUGAGGUGCUCAGCAGUUUUGAUGCAGAGCAGCAGAGACUGUUUCUACAGUUUGUUACUGGGAGCCCUAGACUGCCCGUUGGAGGAUUCCGAAGCCUCAAUCCACCGCUGACCAUAGUACGCAAAACGUUCGAGGUGACUGAGAACCCGGACGACUUCCUGCCCUCGGUCAUGACCUGUGUUAACUACCUGAAGCUGCCCGACUACUCCAGCAUGGAGAUCAUGCGGCAGAAGCUGCUGAUCGCGGCCCGCGAGGGACAGCAGUCCUUCCACCUCUCCUGAUCUCACUGUAACAUUCAAUGCCUUCUACAGCCACAGAGAAAAUCAUGCUCCUUUAGGGGUUCCCCUUUUUCCUUUUUUAUACUCCGCUACAUUCAAGGCGAUGUGUACAGCAUUUUUUUCCCUUUUUUUUUGUUUUUUUUUUUUGUUUUUGUCAGAAAGCAGCUUGCAGAUAUCGACACGCGUGCGCACACACACACACACACACAGACACACGGAUCGUGUGUUCUGCUCCCUUCUCAGACGUUACAUGACCCAUAUAAUUUAAAAUGUGUAUAAGUCUAGUAUCUUGGGUAAUGUUUAAAAAAAAAAAGUAAAGAGAAAUCUGGGGUGACGUUUUAGGGCUUUCAUUGCUGUGUGAUAUUAAAAAGGGAUCCCUUUCCACUGAAUGGUGAUUUUUGAAUGAUGAGUUCACACAAGCUCUUCCCAUUGACCAAGCUAGGCUUUCCUUGGCUCCAAAGAUCAUUUGUACAGACUUAAUUCUUCCCAUCUUGAUAGAUUAGCUUGAUCUCAUUAUUCAUUCCCUUUCAGUUGUGUCCGUUUUACAAUAUGUUCUGUAUCAUAACCCACAGCCUUUGUGUGAGUGUGUUGAAAAAGACAUCCAGUUGCCAGAUUGCAGGGAGUCAUGGGAAUGGUUUGGAGAAGGCUUUUACCAGAGUUUGUGUUCUAACCUGAAGUUGAAGUGCUUCAGCUCUGUGUUGGCGUUGAUCCACUGUCUUGGAUGAGUUGACAGUUUUUGCUUCUGUUUGCAGGAGUACUGACCGCCGAGUACAGGUCAAGGUACUCCACGCCCAUACCGUAGCUGAGCACAUUUGGCUGGUCUCAUUUUAUCUUUUGACAGCCAGAUAUCAUUUCAUUCAUUCAUUUACGGAGUAAAGUUUAUAUGCAGUUUCACACCUGGUUUGAGGUGACAUGGCUGCUUUUUUUUCUAUUUUUUUCCCCCCUUUGCUCUAGAUUUUUUUGCACUGCUGGCUUGGAACAGACUGUGUUGCGCACCUGCAGUCUUAGGCCAGCGAGGGCUGCACAGAGUUCUCCUGGCCAACCGUUCAUGUGCUGGUUUCUAAGAUCUGCAAUAAUUUACUGCAUCAGGUUCAUGUUUUUACCUGAACAUAAAUAAAGUAACUGUUUGACUCA